Molecule: messenger RNA, 1290 nt
Organism: Pipistrellus nathusii (Nathusius's pipistrelle)
Lineage: Eukaryota; Metazoa; Chordata; Mammalia; Chiroptera; Vespertilionidae
Source: the annotation of a GenBank genome assembly
AUGGCGGAAGGGGAGGACGUGGGGUGGUGGCGGAGCUGGCUGCAGCAGAGCUACCAGGCAGUCAAGGAAAAGUCCUCCGAAGCCUUGGAGUUCAUGAAGCGGGACCUGACAGAGUUCACCCAGGUGGUGCAGCAUGACACGGCCUGCACCAUUGCCGCCACGGCCAGCGUGGUCAAGGAGAAGCUGGCUACUGAAGGCUCCUCGGGGGCGACGGAGAAAAUGAAGAAGGGUUUGUCUGACUUCCUAGGAGUGAUCUCCGACACCUUUGCUCCCUCAGCAGACAAAACCAUCGACUGCGAUGUCAUCACCCUGAUGGGCACGCCCUCUGGCACAGCUGAGCUCUAUGAUGGCACCAAGGCUCGUCUCUAUAGCCUGCAGUCAGAUCCGGCAACCUACUGCAAUGAACCAGAUGGGCCCCCGGAAUUGUUUGACGCCUGGCUUUCCCAGUUCUGCUUGGAGGAGAAGAAGGGGGAGAUCUCAGAGCUCCUUGUAGGCAGCCCCUCCAUCCGGGCCCUCUACACCAAGAUGGUGCCCGCAGCUGUUUCCCAUUCAGAAUUCUGGCAUCGGUAUUUCUAUAAAGUUCAUCAACUGGAGCAGGAGCAGGCCCGGAGGGAUGCCCUGAAGCAGCGGGCAGAACAAAGCAUCUCUGAGGAGCCUCGGUGGGAAGAGGAAGAAGAGGAGAUUGUGGGCAUCUCACCCACACCUCCCAAAGAGGCAAAGGUUUCUGUGGCCAAAACUUGCACAUCCCUUGAAGGAGGACCUGGCCCCCAGAGUCCCUGUGAAGAGAAUCCGGUGAUCCCAGUCGAGCCUCCAGCAGAAGUCACCCCAUCAGAGAGCAGCGAGAGCAUCUCCCUCGUGACCCAGAUUGCCAAACCUGCCACCCCUGAGGCGCCAGUACUGCCCAAGGACCUGUCCCAAAAGCUUCUAGAGGCAUCUUUGGAGGAACAGAACCCGGCUGUGGAUGUGGGCGAGACUGGACCCCCACCCCCAGCUCAGUCUAAGCCCCACCCCCCUGCCGGUCGCCCCAGUGGCCCAGAGCCCAGGCCUCCCGCCAGAGUGGAGACUCUCAGGGAGGAGGUGCUCACAGACUUACGGGUGUUUGAGCUGAACUCGGACAGUGGGAAGUCCACGCCUUCCAACAAUGGGAAGAAAGGCUCAAGCACAGACAUCAGCGAGGACUGGGAGAAGGACUUUGACUUGGACAUGACCGAAGAAGAAGUGCAGAUGGCACUUUCCAAAGUGGAUGCCUCUGGUGAGCUGGAAGAUGUAGAGUGGGAGGACUGGGAAUGA